This is a messenger RNA of Macrosteles quadrilineatus (aster leafhopper), 1893 nucleotides long. RefSeq lists its product as uncharacterized. Gene Ontology annotation, biological process: DNA integration. The transcript has a single exon. Gene Ontology annotation, molecular function: nucleic acid binding. The record is from RefSeq and is a predicted model, not a curated record. NCBI's taxonomy places the organism in Eukaryota, Metazoa, Arthropoda, Insecta, Hemiptera, Cicadellidae. The coding region runs from base 1 to 1893 and encodes 630 amino acids.
AUGUUAGUGCAAAACAAGGUUCUGCUUCCAUUUGAUCCAAAUCUAGACAUUGUAGUCUCAGCAGAUGCAUCACAUUAUGGUCUAGGAGCUGUCUUAGCACUUGUGUUACCCAACGGGUCUGAAAGGCCUGUAGCAUUCGCAUCGCGGACAUUAGGCAAGAGUGAGAUUAAGUACGCACAAGUCGAAAAAGAAGCACUGGCUCUCAUUUUUGCUGUGCGCAAAUUCCAUAAUUUCUUAUAUGGGAGGAAAUUCACACUGGUGACUGACCAUAGAGCAUUAACAUUCUUGCUUGGUCCCACCAAGGCCAUACCCACUCUGGCAGCUGCUAGAAUUCAGAGGUGGGCAUUAAUUUUGGCAACAUACCAAUAUGAUUUAGUGUACAAAAAGGGUGCUGAUCAUGGAAACGCAGAUGCCCUCUCUAGGCUGCCAUGCAAAGGAGAAGUGGAGGAGGAGAUAGAAGGUGAAAUAAACUUUUUUGCCCACAGUCAGAAAUUUCCUAUAUCCUACAAGGAAAUCGGGGUUGCGACAAAGUAUGAUCCGAUCCUGUCAAAGGUCUUAGACCUUACUAGAAAUGGCUGGCCUGCAUACACGAAUGAUAUACAGCUAAGACUGUAUUCCGAUAAAGCGUUGCAACUUUCAGUAGAAAAAGACUGCUUGCUGUGGGGCUCAAGAGUAAUAAUUCCCCGUGUUCAUCAAAAAGAAGUGCUACAAUUGUUACAUACAGAACACCCUGGUGAGUCGCGUAUGAAGGCAAUAUCUCGCAGCUUCGUUUGGUGGCCAAACCUUGAUGUUGAAAUUGAAGAGUUUGUGAAGAAGUGCAGUAUCUGUCAGAAGACUAGGAAAUCAAUGCCAGUGGUCCCGUUACAACCAUGGUCAUGGCCAAACCGCAACUGGCAAAGGCUACAUCUAGAUUUUGCCGCCUAUGAGGGGAAAGAUUUUCUCAUUCUCGUUGAUAGUAGAUCCAAAUGGCCCGAAAUCUUCCACAUGAAAUCUACAACUUCUGCUAAAGUAAUAGAAAAGCUAAGAACCUGUUUUGCAGCUUACGGCUUACCAAAUACUGUGGUAACAGAUGGAGGUACCCAGUUCACGUCUCAAGAGUUUAAUGACUUUUUGAAGUUCAAUGGCAUUCGGCAUCUGGUUUCACCACCAUAUCAUCCGGCUUCAAAUGGCCUCGCAGAAAGGAUGGUCCAGACAACCAAAGACGUCUUUCUGAAACAGCUUUUGGAGGAUUCAAAAACCACUUUAAACCGAACCCUACAACAUAGGCUGGACAGCUUUUUGUUUGCCUACAGGAACACGCCACACUCGACAACAGGCAUGACACCUGCUGAAAUGUUUCUCAAGACCAUCCCACGUACACCAUUGAGUUUACUUAAGCCUCAUUUGUCUGACGAUAUGAAGAGAAAGCAAGAAGAGACGAAAGCAAGAGCUGAUACCCGAAGAGGAAAACAGAGAUCUUUUAAUAAAGGUGAUAUGGUGCUAGUCCGUACUGUGAGACAAGAGAAGAUAAACUGGCAGUCUGGUGUCAUUUUCAAGGUUGUCAGUCCAGUAACCUAUCUAGUUAAUGUGGAAGGUAAAACAAGAUUCAUACAUGCAGACCACCUUAAGUUGAAUCCAUCACAUGAAGAUGAAGAAGAACAAAUGUUACCUAGACCAGAUGAAAACGCAAGGACAGAAGAAAUUGCAGCACCGGCAAUUGAAUAUUCUCCUAGGCAAACCCCAACAAAAAGCCCUAGUAAAUCCCGGACAAGACCAUCAUUACCACUAAAUCAAGACUCUCAAGAAUCACCAGGAAUAAUCAAGUCUCCAGAAAGAGUAAACUUGAAGAGUCCAGACUCAUGUAUCAGGCGUUCAAAACGAACAAUAAAACCGCCUGAUAAACUGAACCUGUAG